UUCAAAUGCCUUGGAAACAGGAGUCAGAAUUUAUAAGAAGGGAUAAGGCUGCCAGAGUCAUUCAGAAGGCCUGGAAAACUUUCCUUAAUGUUGCUGUAUUCCAACACUUAAAAAGUCUGAUUAAUAUAAGAAGACAAGGGGAGCCACGUCAGAUAGUGAGAUAUUUUAAUCCUAAAGAGGCAGAACUUCUAGAUGCUGCUGCUGGCAUUCAAGUACGAUUCAGAUUAGGUGGUGUGAGAUUUCCACCUGAAAUAUACUAUAAAAUUUUCACUCACAGACAUAUUGAAGAUCUGUGUGCUAACAGCCCUAGAAAUUAUAUGAAACUUCCAGCAAAACAUACAUCUCAUGUUAAAAGUGAUAAGCUUCAGGAAGAAGAUCAUAGUGGCUGGUAUCGUCGUAUAGAGAACAAUGGCUGGAGACCUGUUUCUGAUAGAUUUUGGAUGUCUACUGAAAAUGUAGUGAUGGGAGACCAAAAGGAAAGCAAAUUCCAUUUUUCUAAACUGAAAAGAAGGCAAGAUAUGGAAAAGAAGAGAAAAAUUAGAAAAAUAGAAUGGAUGAGGCAAAUGUACCGUAUGGGAGAGCUGAAGGCUAAAGCAACAAAUCGUGAAACUCUAUGUUUAAUUCACACAGCAACGAAAGGGCUAAUACAAGCUAUUGAAGAUGGUGGAAUAGAUUCUGUGAUGGAAUGGGAAGUGGAUGAAGUGCUGAACUGGACAAAUACACUGAACUUUGAUGAGUAUAUUUCCCACUGGAAAGAAAUUGCUACAAGCAACUCUUCAGCUAACUUCAAAAGUUCCAGGUUUGAGCAAGCACAGAAAGAAAUACAUAACCGUGAAGAUCUAUCAGAGGAAAUGGAAACAUAUGAAUAUACUUCAUAUGGAGACACUUACAAAGUACCAAACUUUUCUAGACUAACACGAGAUUCCACUUACGGAGUGUAAAUACAUAGUACUUUCUUUUCUGAUCUGUAGUCAUAUCCUGGUUCCAUCAGUUAUAGUUAGGAGUUUAUUCUGUCUGGAAUGACUUGUAUUUUCUUGGCACAGAACCUAGUUAAUUUAGGAAGACUAAAUAGAAAUAGAACAUCAGACUGAAUACAGCAGUUAUGGUAAAUAUUGA
Molecule: messenger RNA, 1116 nt
Organism: Manis javanica (Malayan pangolin)
Lineage: Eukaryota; Metazoa; Chordata; Mammalia; Pholidota; Manidae
Source: RefSeq, a predicted model, not a curated record